Lepus europaeus (European hare) is the source of this 1739-nucleotide messenger RNA. RefSeq names its product putative Dol-P-Glc:Glc(2)Man(9)GlcNAc(2)-PP-Dol alpha-1,2-glucosyltransferase. Gene Ontology annotation, molecular function: dolichyl pyrophosphate Glc2Man9GlcNAc2 alpha-1,2-glucosyltransferase activity. The transcript is spliced from 3 exons. Gene Ontology annotation, biological process: protein N-linked glycosylation; dolichol-linked oligosaccharide biosynthetic process. The record is from RefSeq and is a predicted model, not a curated record. The coding region runs from base 99 to 1532 and encodes 477 amino acids. Gene Ontology annotation, cellular component: endoplasmic reticulum. NCBI's taxonomy places the organism in Eukaryota, Metazoa, Chordata, Mammalia, Lagomorpha, Leporidae.
GCCCCGUCCGGCCAGUCCCGCCUUGCGCGCCCAUUUCGAGCCCGAGUUUGGAGGCUGAGGUUUGGUUUCCUCCGGCAGUGGGUUCCUGCGCAGGGGCUAUGGGCGCAGGGAUGGCGCAGCUGGAGGGCUACUACUUCUCGGCUGCUUUGAGCUGUACCUUUCUGGUGUCCUGCCUGCUCUUCUCCGCCUUCAGCCGGGCUCUGCGGGAGCCCUACAUGGACGAGAUCUUCCACCUGCCGCAGGCGCAGCGCUACUGCGAGGGCCGCUUCUCCCUGGCGCAGUGGGAUCCCAUGAUUACCACGCUGCCCGGCUUAUACCUGGUGUCGGUCGGGGUGGUCAAGCCCGCCACUUGGAUCUUCGGGUGGUCGGAACACGUCGUGUGCUCCAUUGGGAUGCUCAGAUUUGUCAACCUUCUCUUCAGCGUCGGCAACUUCUAUUUACUGUAUUUGCUCUUCCGCAAGUUGCAGCCCAGACACAAGGCCGCCUCAAGCGUGCAGAGGAUCCUGUCCACCGUGACGCUGGCCGUGUUCCCCACGCUCUACUUCUUUAACUUCCUGUACUACACGGAGGCGGGCUCCCUGUUCUUCACGCUUUUCGCCUACCUGAUGUGUCUGUACGGCCACCACAAGACCUCGGCGCUGCUGGGCUUCUGCGGCUUCAUGGUCCGCCAGACCAACAUCGCCUGGGCCGCCUUCUGCGCGGGCAGCGUGCUGGCGCGGAGGCUGGCCGAGGCCUGGAAGGCCGAGCUGCAGAAGAAGCGCGAGGAGCGGCCGGCGGCGCGCGGGCCCUGCCCGGAGCUGCGCCGGCUGCUGCGCUUCGUGUGCACGCAGGUGCUGGCCGCCAAGGCGCUGGGCGCGCUGCUGCAGCUCACCUGGCCCUACGCGCUGCUCGGCGGCGCCUUCUGCGUGUUCGUGGCCGUGAACGGCGGCGUGGUGGUCGGCGACCGCAGCAGCCACGAGGCCUGCCUGCACGUGCCGCAGCUCUUCUACUUCUUCUGCUUCACGCUCGCCUUCGCCUGGCCGCACCUGCUGUCGCCCGGGCGGGCGCGGGCCUUCCUGGGCCUGGCGUGGAGGCGCCGGCUGCCGUUCUGCGCGCUCGCCCUGCUCUCCGCGUUCCUGGUGUGGAGGUUCACCUACGCGCACAAGUACCUGCUGGCCGACAACAGGCACUACACGUUCUACGUGUGGAAGCGGGUCUUCCAGAGGCACGCCGCCGUCAAGUACCUGCUGGUGCCCGUCUACCUGUUCGCCGCCUGGAGCGUGGCCGACUCGCUCAAGUCCAGGUCCGUGUUCUGGAACUGCGCGUUCUUCGCGUGCGUGGCGGCCGUCACCGUGCCGCAGAAGCUGCUGGAGUUCCGUUACUUCAUUCUGCCCUACAUCAUGUACCGGCUGCACAUCCCGCUGCCGCCCACGUCCAGGCUGGCCUGCGAGCUGGGCGGCUACGUCCUGGUGAACUUCCUCACCUUCUACCUCUUUCUGAACAAGACUUUCCAGUGGCCCAACAGUCCGGACGUGCAGAGAUUCAUGUGGUGAUGCCGGGGUGUCUUGAGAUCCAAGCAGACCUGAACUCUGGCUGUUUCCACGGCGCACAGCUGAACACGUGCAAGUUAGGAGACUUCUUUAAGGCGCAGUAUUGGGGUCACAUCCGGAUUUUUUGUCUGACUUAGGAGCAGGCCGAGCUGAGAUCGCUCAUGCUGCUUUGAAACUUAAGUCAGAUCAUGUUUGUAGUAUUUUUGGUAC